Astrephomene gubernaculifera is the source of this 914-nucleotide messenger RNA. The record is from the annotation of a GenBank genome assembly. Lineage: Eukaryota; Viridiplantae; Chlorophyta; Chlorophyceae; Chlamydomonadales; Astrephomenaceae.
GUCCCACUCUCAUCUGUGGGCGAUACAAUGGCGCCUAAGGGCAAGAAGGUGGCUCCCACGCCGGCCGCCGCGAAGAAGGCGGCCGCCCCUGCUAAGCAGACCAACCCGCUCUAUGAGAAGCGUGCCAAGUCUUUCGGCCUGGGCGGCGCGCCCAAGCCGAAGCGGGACCUGCACCGCUUCGUGAAGUGGCCGCAGUACGUGCGCCUGCAGAGGCAGAAGCGCGUGCUGUCCAUGCGCCUGAAGGUGCCCCCGGUGAUCAACCAGUUUGUCACCCGCGCGCUGGACAAGAACUCGGCGGAGACCCUCUUCAAGCUGCUGAUGAAGUACCGGCCUGAGGACAAGAAGCAGAAGGCUGAGCGCCUGAAGGCCGAGGCCGCUGCCCGCGAGGCCGGCAAGGAGGCUGACAAGAAGAAGCCCAUUGUUGUCAAGUACGGCCUGAACCACAUCACCACCCUGGUGGAGUCCGGCAAGGCGCAGAUGGUUGUCAUCGCGCACGACGUCGACCCCAUUGAGCUGGUGUGCUGGCUCCCAGCCCUCUGCAAGAAGAUGGGUGUGCCGUACGCCAUCGUCAAGGGCAAGGCCCGUCUGGGCACUGUGGUCCACAAGAAGACCGCCACCGCCCUGGCCCUGACGUCGGUCAAGAACGAGGACCAGCGUGAGUUUGCCAAGCUGGUGGAGAGCUUCAAGAACCAGUACAACGAGGGCCCGCGCGUCAACUGGGGCGGGCACAUCCUGGGCAUGAAGAGCAUGCACAAGCAGAAGAAGCGGGAGCGGGCCAUUGCCAAGGAGCUGGCGCAGCGCGCCAACGCCUAAGCUGGCGUCAGGCUAAGCGAGAGGCGUGGACGCGGGCUGGCGCGGCUCACGCUGCUGCUGCUUGCCAUGGGGCUCAUUGGAGUGUAAAGAGAAAACCCAAU